CAAACUUGUUUUCGUUUCAGUGGUGUUGCUUUUUCGAAAACGUUUCCGACAUGGAUAUCUCGGUUUUCAAGUUUUUACCAGCAUUUUGGUGUGCAAUAAUCAUUACAGCUGUUGCUGUGGCAGUAUCUACAUGGUAUACGGUUAAGUUGUUGAUCAGAUUAAGGAAUGGAAAAAAAAUAAAGGCGUCAUCGACCAAGGAAUCGGAUGCAGCAGACGAGACCAGCAAAGGUGAUGUUCCCAGUGAUGGCUGUGACAACAACGAUAAUGUCGCCGAUGAUAAGCAGACAGAAGAGACUUACAUGGAUGAAGAUGCUGUGCAGUCCUUGGGUGGGCGAGACCCUCUGGAUUACUGUAGCCACAUUCAGGGUGAGGUUAAACGUGUGAAGCAGAGGGUGACCACUAAAAAGAUCCAAGAAAAUCUGACCAAGGAUCAGCUGGAUGAGGAGCGGAAAAUCCAGAGUGAACAACUUGAGUACAUCUUCAAGUUAAUGGCCAAACAGGGGGACAAGUUUGGCAUCACAUCAAUGGACGACGUUCAGCAACAGAUGAAGUUGUAUGCAUGAUGUGAACAUGGAUCAUCAUUUCUGUUACAAACUGGACUUUAGCUGGGACAGGAAUCUCUUAUUGUUAAAAGGACAGACCCUAGUUUUUAAACACUAAUGCAUAUUUUUCACAAUUGGAGCCAUUUAUGAUCACUGAAAUCAAAUAUUAUUUAUAUCUUAUUGUUUAGAUAAUCCAUUUCGGUACAACUAAA
Messenger RNA from Gigantopelta aegis, 754 nucleotides. RefSeq lists its product as uncharacterized. NCBI's taxonomy places the organism in Eukaryota, Metazoa, Mollusca, Gastropoda, Neomphalida, Peltospiridae. The coding region runs from base 51 to 563 and encodes 170 amino acids. The transcript has 2 exons. The record is from RefSeq and is a predicted model, not a curated record.